Triticum dicoccoides is the source of this 3885-nucleotide messenger RNA. RefSeq names its product receptor-like protein 33. NCBI's taxonomy places the organism in Eukaryota, Viridiplantae, Streptophyta, Magnoliopsida, Poales, Poaceae. The coding region runs from base 1 to 3615 and encodes 1204 amino acids. The record is from RefSeq and is a predicted model, not a curated record. The transcript has 3 exons. Gene Ontology annotation, molecular function: protein binding.
AUGGCUUUGAUUUGCCGGGUACUACCAGCCUUUCUUGUGGUGCUCGCAGCACUCGCCACCCCCUCCAACUCCCACGGUGACGGUAAACUCACUCUCCGAUGCCAUCCAGACCAGGCUGCAACCCUCCUCCAACUAAAGAAAUCCUUCUCAUUCCUCCGUUACCCCAACCCCCUUGAGUCAUGGCAGGAUGGUACCGACUGUUGUCUUUGGGAAGGUGUCGGCUGCAGCAAUUCCUCGGGCCGUGUCACUGCUUUGGAACUCGGUGGGUGUGGCUCGUGUAGUCAGGGCCUUGACCCUGCAAUCUUCGACCUCACCUCGCUCCAAGUACUUGACCUUAGCAUGAACAAUUUUGGCCCGUACAGUCUCCCGGCAAAUGGGUUUGAGAGGCUCGCUUCGCUCACCCACCUCAACCUCUCCUAUUCAGGCUUCGUUGGCCAAAUACCUACUGGCAUCGGCAAACUUGCCAACCUUAUCUCCUUGGAUCUUUCUAAUAACUAUGGUUCCUGUUCCGAGGAUUCUUUUUGUAGCCAUGUUACAAAAACCCAUGAUUUUUUUCAGACCGAGCUGGAGGUACUGAACUUUGAGAUCUUAGUGGCUAACCUCAGCAGUCUGAGAGAGCUCUACCUUGAUGAAGUGGAUAUGUCUAGCAGCAGAGACUGGUGCCAUGCUCUUGCUAAAUCUCUUCCCCAUCUCCGAGUUCUUAGCUUGAGUUUUUGUGGCCUCAGCGGCCCUAUCUGUCCAUCCCUCUCAGCCCUCCACUCUCUAACCAUGAUCAAUCUUGAAGGGAACUUUGAUAUACCUGCUCCUUUUCCAGUGUUGUUCAUGGAUUUUCUCAAUUUAAGUGUGCUCCAACUUGCUGGGACAAAUCUCCAAGGUUGGUUUCCUCGUAGAACCUUCCAAUCGAGAACACUACGGGUUCUUGAUUUAUCCUUUAACGAGAAUCUCUCAGGGCACAUGCCCAACUUCUCCAACACAAGUUCUUUAGAGACAAUGAUGCUAGACGUGACCAAUUUCUCCUUCGGAAAACCAGGCUCUUUUAGCAAUUUCAAGUCUUUGCAAGCGUUAAGCCUUGAUGUGGAUUUUGCUUUUAUGGAGCAUCAAUCUUCACUCGGUAUUCACACGUCUUUACGACAUUUGGAACUCACCCAGAUGGACUCAACAAAAGAUUUGGGGCUAAUUUUGUCAUGGAUCGGAGACCUGCAAAACUUGGCAAGCUUAGAACUGAGAGGAUGGAACUUCUCUUGGAAAUCUUUUUCUUCAGUAGCCAAACUCAAGAACUUGAGAAGCCUGUCAAUGUAUUACUGCAGUUUCACCAAGCCAUCACUGCCGGCAAUUGGUAAUCUAGUAAAUUUGAGAAGCUUGGUGAUUCAUCAGUGCGAAUUGAAUGGUCCAAUGCCAUCUGCAAUUGGCAACCUCGCAGACUUGGAAAGCUUGGAAAUAACUGAUUAUGAUUUCUUAGGGCCAAUACCAUCUGCAAUUGGCAACCUCAGAAGCUUGAAAAGCUUGGAAAUUAAUUUUUCUGGGCCAAUGCCACCUGCAAUAUGCAAUCUUAGUAAUUUGGAGGCUUUGGAGAUGAGCAAUUCUGGGUUUUCUGGGCCAAUACCCUAUGCAGUUGGACUACUCAAGAAAUUGACAUCACUACGGCUUCAAGAGUCUAGCUUUUCUGGAAGCAUACCGGAUUCAAUAUUUAAUUUGACUCGCCUAAUUGAGUUAGAUCUUUCAUUUAAUCUUCUUAGUGGGGAAAUUCCAACAUCUGUUUUCACUAUUCCAACAUUGCAACGCUUAGAUAUUAGCUUCAACCAGCUCUCUGGCUCUGUACAAGAAUUCGACGCAACAUCUUCACACUUGGUGUCAGUGGACCUAAGAGUAAAUAAAUUGACAGGAAAUAUUCCCAAGUCGUUCUUUCAACUCACAAGUUUGGCAUAUCUUGAUAUUGGUUGGAAUAACUUAGUGGGUUUGGUAGAUCUUUCUUCAUUUUGGAGGUUACGAAAUCUCGCUCACUUGGGCCUUUCCAAUAACAAUCUGUCAGUCAUGGACAUGGUUGGAGAAGGUAACAACUCCCCAUCUACCUAUAUCCCUCCAGUUACUUGGUUAGAAUUAGCAGGUUGCAGUUUAACAAGAUUCCCAAGUUCAUUGGCACACCUUAACCAAAUGUCUUACUUGGACCUGUCAUGCAAUAGAAUCAGUGGGGCUAUUCCAAAGUGGAUAUGGGCGACAUGGAGUAGUAGCCUUGCAUAUUUGAAUCUUUCACACAACAUGCUCAACAGUAUGCAACUUAAUUCAUAUGUUCUCCCUUUUGAUCGGUUGGAAGUUCUUGAUCUCAGCUCCAAUCAGCUUCAGGGGCAGAUUCCUAUGCCAAGCCCCCCUGCAGCUAUCUUACGUUAUUCAAACAACAGUUUCUCUUCAAUUCUUCCAAACUUCACUCUCUAUCUUGGGAAUGAGUUCAGAAUUUCUAAAAACAAUAUUAGUGGGCAUAUACCUAACUCAGUUUGUGAUUCCAGUAUCAGCCUCCUUGACCUAUCAUUUAACUACUUCAGUGGGUGGAUACCACCCUGUCUAAUAGAAGAUGGUUACAUGAGCGCGUUGAUUUUGCGUGAGAAUCAAUUUGAAGGUGUGUUGCCUAACAACAUCAAAGACCAAUGCCAGCUUCUUACAUUAGACUUGAACAACAAUAAGAUUGUAGGGCAGCUUCCAAGGACACUUACCAAGUGUUUGCAGCUGGAGUUCCUUGACUGUGGAAAUAACCACAUGGCUGAUACUUUUCCAUCAUGGCUUGGGAAGCUUCCCGAACUUCGGGUCCUUGUCUUGAGAUCCAACCAAUUCUAUGGCUCGAUGGGUGGUGAUCUUCACAGAGAUUACAAAUAUGGAGAAUACUUCUCUAGCUUGCAGAUUCUUGAUCUUGCCUCGAACAAAUUUUCUGGCAAAUUGAGUCCAAAAUGGUUUGAGGGGUUGAAAUCAAUGAUGGCAGAGUCCAAUACCACAGGUGAAAUUGUCAUAGCUGACAAUGGGACACUGACAUUCUAUCAAGAUACUGUGGCGAUAACAUAUAAAAGCACCUAUAGGUCAUUUGUUAAGAUCCUGACUACUUUGACCGUAAUUGACCUUUCAAAUAAUUCAUUUGAGGGAACCAUUCCUGAAUCACUUGGGAGACUUGUUUCACUACUUGCACUAAACAUGUCAGGCAAUGCCUUCACCGGUGAUAUUCCGCGGGAAUUAGGCAGGAUGAGUCAGCUAGAAGCACUAGACCUGUCCCAGAACCAGCUUUCUGGUGAUAUUCCAGAGGCGCUAACAAAUCUCACCUUUCUUGGUUUCUUGAACUUGUCCAACAACCAGUUGGUGGGAAGGAUACCUCGGUCAGGUCAGUUUUUUGGGACGUUCCAAAACAGUUCAUUUGAAGGGAAUCUGGGUCUGUGUGGACCGCCACUGUCCAACCCAUGCGACAUUGCACCCGCUCCUCGAAGUGUGGCGCAUGGGGAGAAGUCCUCCCAUGUGGACGUCAUCUUGUUUCUCUUUGUCGGGCUGGGCUUUGGCAUUGGAUUUGCAGCUGCCAUCCUGAUGAGAUGGGGUCGGAUCGGCGAAUGGUUUGUGAAAUCUGCAAGAGCUUUGAGGACUUGAUCUGAACACUGGAGAUUGCUUCAACCGUUGCUGCUAGUGAUGUGUGUGCAGUGCCUUUAUGUAUUAUUAAGCCUUUGCUACGUCAUAUCUUCUGUAUGUGUAGUUAUCUGUAAGGAUAUUACAUCUCCAGGUUUCACAUCUUGUAAUGUAUGCCAUUCUCUAGGUUAAACAUCUUGGAAUGUAUCUCCUGUCAUCUCCAGGUUUAAACGUGUUGUUUAGGUUUAACUUGGAGGCAAAUGUUGUAAUAAGUUUGUAAUCUUCUUAGUCGAC